UGGACCCUGAUCUCCGUUCUUGUACAUGAGCCUUUCAUUCCGGAAUGCAACAUAAAGUCUGUCGCAAAGCUUAGGUAAGCAGCAUAUUAUUGACCGAUCGACUUAAAUUGCCGCUGAUUACGUCAGGCGGGGGAAGGCCGUCUCACGAUGUGCAUACUUCCGGACCAUCUUGCCCGAUAAGCUCUGCGUAGGAGAAAGGGCCUUGAAACAGCCUGCGGAAUGGCGGUUUCUCCUUUCUGCACACACUGCAGGAGAGCCAGAUUCACAAGAACACCCACCCGGAGAAAGAAAUAACGACAAUGGACGAUACGCUUACGUUGAUUGCCCAGUACCUGUUCCAGCACAACCAUUCGGGCAUAGCUCAGCAGGUGCUGGAGUUGCCCGAGUUCAACGAGAGCCACAGACACUAUUUGCAAGUCAAGCACGAGGUGACGAAGCUGAUAACGACGUCGGACUUGUCUUCGCCGUUGAUUUCCCAGGUCGAGGAGCAGCUCAGAAGCUUGAGCCGGGACUACGACUCGGAGGAGCUGGAGUUCAAAAUCGAGAUCGCCAUUUUGACUAUCGCCUUCUUGGAGGAGUUGUACCUUUUGAAGAACACGAACAAAGCGUUGUCGAUCUUGAGGUCGUUGCCGGAGAAGACAGACCUGUCGAUCAGACAAAAUCUCUCGUCACUCCUGCUACAAAACGACAUCCCCAACGUGUUUUUGUCCUCGAUCCACUGGAAAAACGUGGAGUCCAUAGCCGAGUCGAGACAGAUCUUGGUGGAGAACUUGUUCAGGUUGUUGCCGUCCCCGGUGUACUUGUUUCCAAACGGCAUCGAGUCCAUCAUGAAAGAUGCCCAGAACUAUCAACAAUUGUCCAUACCAUCAUUCAACUCCUCUGCCACCACGUCCCCCUCCUCACUUUCGCUAAAUGACAGCCUGCUUUGCAACGAUAACUUGCCCAGAAAGUUGAAGCAGACUUUGAAUUUCCACUCAAACGAAGUGUGGUUUAUCAAGUACUCACCAGACGGGAAAUAUCUUGCCACCGGCUCAAAGGAUACCAAGAUCAUUGUGUACGAUGCCACCAAAAACUAUAAACUCCACGGCGUAUUCCAGCUUCAUACAGAAGCAAUUACAUACAUAUCAUGGAACUCAUCCUCGACUGAGAUCCUCUCGUUGUCGUUCGACCAAACCUUGAGAGUAUGGUCCAUAGACACAGGGAAAUGCAUCAAAGAGCUCGAUAACAAGAAAUCAUUGGUAACACAGGCAAGACUCUCUGCGGCUAAAUUUUUGCCCGAUUACGAAACAUCCAACAGGAUCUUGAUAGCCUCCAAUGACGGCAAACUUUUUAUCAUAGCACUAAGCGAGACUGGAUCGACUCCCGAAUUGAUCUCCAAAUACAGCAAAUCCAUAAUAUCUCCACAGAUACAAGACUUCACGAUCCAGAACGACUUCAUAUGGGCAAUCACCAUGACCAACGAGUUGCUCGUCUUUUCGAUACCCGACUUAAAGCUCAUUUAUAAAAUGCAGUUCAACCAGAUUCCGGUGGCAAUCUCUUCGGUAUCUUCCUCGUUCCCGGGCAUAAUCCCCAACAAUCCCGCCAAGAAUGAACCCGAGAAUACAUUUGUGUUGGUGAACUUGAAGCCAAGCUCGUUGGUCCUCAUCAAUACUUCUGGGAUUGUUGCAUCUUCAUCGGCAGCGUCUUCCUCCUCACUCAAAUCUACAGACAAGAUUGGGGGCGACAAGCUUCCUUACCUCGAGUCUUUUUUCCACCUACCAUCUACAAGCUCCAGUAACUUCAUAAUUCGUGGAUGUGCAGGUGGCAACUACAAUCCUAAUAGGAAAGACACAAACGCAAAUACAGGCAUAGUAAUCAGUGGCGGUAGAUCCGGCGAGAUCUGGCUCUGGGGUUACGAGGGAAAUAUAGUUGGUUGUUUGAACGGGCACGAGGGUCUAGUCAACUGCGUCACUUGGAGGGGUGACGGCUAUGCUUCUAGUGGUGGCAGCGUUGAAUGGGCUAGUGGUUCAGACGACGGGAAAGUUUGUAUUUGGGGUCUUUAAUUGUAUGUAACUACAAGCUCGAGGCUGUGCACAGC
Messenger RNA from Pichia membranifaciens NRRL Y-2026, 2077 nucleotides. RefSeq lists its product as hypothetical. The transcript has a single exon. The record is from RefSeq and is a predicted model, not a curated record. The coding region runs from base 300 to 2042 and encodes 580 amino acids. Gene Ontology annotation, molecular function: protein binding. Lineage: Eukaryota; Fungi; Ascomycota; Pichiomycetes; Pichiales; Pichiaceae.